This is a messenger RNA of Rangifer tarandus platyrhynchus (Svalbard reindeer), 216 nucleotides long. NCBI's taxonomy places the organism in Eukaryota, Metazoa, Chordata, Mammalia, Artiodactyla, Cervidae. The record is from the annotation of a GenBank genome assembly.
AUGCUUCGUGCUCCCCACUCCGCCCCCGAGUCCCAGAGGCGCGAGAUUUGGCGGAGUUCGGUUUUCCUCAGAAUCCACUUCGGCGACGGUAAGCGUUUUAUGGGGACCUCGGGCUUGGGUCUCUGCUCUGCAAGCUUCAAUGAUCAGCUCAAGGCCAAUAACUUCCCUUCUAAUUCCUCAGAGAUCAAAUGGGGAGAUUUAUCCAAACACAAAUAG